This is a messenger RNA of Suhomyces tanzawaensis NRRL Y-17324, 1776 nucleotides long. RefSeq lists its product as uncharacterized. NCBI's taxonomy places the organism in Eukaryota, Fungi, Ascomycota, Pichiomycetes, Serinales, Debaryomycetaceae. The coding region runs from base 1 to 1776 and encodes 591 amino acids. The transcript is spliced from 2 exons. The record is from RefSeq and is a predicted model, not a curated record.
AUGCCCACUCAUGAACCGGUCAAUUGGAGACCUGGAAGAAUCCAGUCUCUCACUGGUGAACAGGAAGUCACCUUGAAACAAACCUGGGCCUACCUCUUAAAAUACUGGGGCUACGACGUCGCCAUUGCCGAUGAAGAUCUUGCCUUCAAGGAGUGCUUCAUCGCUUCCCUCUCCACGAGCGCUCGUGACGGCUCGGAAAAUGGUGCUGGCACCAACGGAUUGGCCAGAACCACUACCAGGGGCUCCAUCAACUCCGCCCACACCAACAAGACCUCCACCUCCACCCUUCUUUCCAAAAAGAGAAGGGGCCUCUUUGGUGGAUCCAAGAAGGCUCCUGCUGCUGUGGUUGCUGCGCCUCCCCCAGACUCCAAGCGGAUGAAACAGAUCCAAACCAGCUCUUCGUUUGAACGUUACUCUCGCGUGGAAGAACCUAGUGAAAAGGUUUACGCUGCAUUUUGCCAGUUCUACAAACAAGAUUUCCUGCAUUCAGAAGACUAUGUUUCUGAGGAGGAGGAGGAUGACGAGUCCGACACCGAUUCCAUCGAGUCUUUUGUCACCGCAUCAACAUCCCUCACCGAGCCUGAUGACUACUACGCUCCUCCGAAUAAUUUCAAGUCUAGUCCAUCCAAUGGCUACGCUCAAUCCAACGGUCAAGUGAGCAGAAGAUCGAGUGUCUCCUACAAAGUCCCUACUCCAUCUGCCGCCCCUUCCAAGCCCGCCCGUACUGCUUCCAUCUCUCGUGCCCCACUUUCCAAUAUCAAGAUCACUACCAACCCUGGAAUAUUGUCGGCCUUAGCUCAGUACAAGCCAGCUGACUUGCAUGACACUUUGUUCAGUUCCAUGAGAAACGAAAUGCUCGAUAACUUUAUUUUGAGAUAUGUCAGAGCCAGAAAGUGGAACACCGAGAACGCUAUCCAGAUGUUGAGUAAAUCGUUGAACUGGAGAAGAAAUGAAAUGUCUGUUGUCAAGUGGGUCAAUGAAGGUGAUGCCUUGUCAUAUGUCACCGGAACCAACAAGGGUUUCGUCAAGAAUCUUCAAACUGAAAAGUCCUGGAUCAGAGGUCAUGAUAGGAAAGGAAAUCCACUUUUCUUCUUCCAAGCUAGAAAGCAUUUUGCUGGAGACUCUCCAGCCAAUGAAACCCAAAGAUACGCCGUGACAAUCGUUGAGUUCUGCAGAUUUUUCAUGAGGGACACCCAUGACUCAGCUGAUGAGACCUCUGUUAUUUUCGACUUGACUGGAUUCUCGUUAAAGAAUGCUGAUUAUGAUUCAAUUAAGUUUUUGGCUGAUAUUUUUGAGGCCCAUUACCCCGAGUGUUUGGGAGCAGUCAUGAUUUUCAAUGCUCCAUGGAUAUUUUCCACUGUUUGGAAUCUUAUUAAAAACUGGUUAGAUCCAGUUGUUGCAUCUAAGAUUCAUUUCACUAAGGACUUCAAGGAAUUGUCUCAAUUUGUGGACCCUACUUUCAUUCCUAAGGAUUUCGGUGGUAUGGACAACUCGGUCCCAACCUAUCCAAUACCAACCAAGGCAGACACCCAUACCAUCAAGAAGAAGGACGAAAAUUACAUUAGAAUAAGAAAGGAGAGAGAUGACUUGUACAUGAAGUUAAUUGAAACCACCAUCAGAUGGGUCGAGUCCACCAACCCAGCUGUCAGUGAACAAUACUACCAGGACAAAAUCAGAUUGGGCCUGCAAUUGAGUGACCAGUACCUCCUUUUGGAUCCUUAUUUUAGAUGUCCAAGUAUCUACGAUAGAGAAGGUACUUUGACUAUGAGGACUUAG